AUGGAGCCAAAUCAACAAAGGAUCGGCUUGAGAUCACUCCUGAUGCUGUGGUGCCUGGCAACGUGUUCGAGAGGCCAGAGCGAGGCGGACUUCUACACAACGGUGUCCAGGCUCUCCGACCUCAUCGACAUCGAGAAACACGUAAAGGCAGACCUCGUCAGAUAUGUAGAACGCCUAAAAGUUGUUCAAGACAACAUAAUCAAUUUCGUCCAGGACAGGCAGCCCUACGACGACUUGAAGUCACCGUCCGCCGUCUUUGACUACCUCAAGCACCCGGUGCAUGCCUUCCACUUGAUCAAGAGGAUGACCGCUGGUCUUGGGGCCAUAGAAGCACAGAUCAACAAAACGCGAAAGUGUGGUGGGUCUCGUGUUUUUCUUUUUCAGCAAUAAUACGAGCAUAUGACACAUGAAUAAGUCAAGAGAUCAGUUACGGCCCACGUUUUUUCUUGGUGGCUUGCUGUGG
Messenger RNA from Ixodes scapularis (black-legged tick), 463 nucleotides. Its product is annotated as prolyl 4-hydroxylase subunit alpha-2-like. Lineage: Eukaryota; Metazoa; Arthropoda; Arachnida; Ixodida; Ixodidae. The coding region runs from base 1 to 390 and encodes 129 amino acids. Gene Ontology annotation, cellular component: endoplasmic reticulum. The transcript is spliced from 3 exons. Gene Ontology annotation, molecular function: procollagen-proline 4-dioxygenase activity. The record is from RefSeq and is a predicted model, not a curated record.